This is a messenger RNA of Paramuricea clavata, 418 nucleotides long. The record is from the annotation of a GenBank genome assembly. NCBI's taxonomy places the organism in Eukaryota, Metazoa, Cnidaria, Anthozoa, Malacalcyonacea, Plexauridae.
AUGCCUGAGAUACUAAAAGAAGCCGUGUUGAAACCAAAACUAAAGAAAGAUUCGGUGGAUUACGAAGAAUACACAAAUUUCCGACCUAUUUCAAAUUUAAAAUUCCUGUCUAAAGUAAUUGAGAAGGUUGCUGCCGGUCAGCUUCUGGAACACUUGGCUAAUAACAAAUUAGAAGAACCCUUCCAGUCGGCAUAUAAACGUUUUCAUAGUGCAGAAACAACCAUAAACGAUAUUCUUGUAGCCAUUGAUAAUCGUAAGUGUGUGGUGUUGCUAUUACUAGAUAUGUCAGCAGCAUUCGAUACUGUUGAUCACGAACUUUUAUUACAACGAAUGUUCAAAAGAUUUGGGAUAGAUGGGCAAGUGUUGAGAUGGUUUCAGUCCUAUCUUCAGAAUAGAACGCAAAGUGUAGUGAUUGACG